CCCAUUACCAUUGUCUUCGCCGCCUGUCUCUCCUCGCCGCCCAUUCCCAACCUCCUUCCUCUCAGCUUUUCUCUCAUUUCUUCUGUCCUGUUCGCUCCAAUUGGCACGUACUAUCUCUUCUCCCAUCCCAUAACCCAUUUCCAUUUCAAUUAUCUCCGUGUAAUUCUUAUAGCGGUCGUUUCUGUCGCUGCCGCCGGCCGCCGACACUGUUGUUACUCAGGAGACGAGGCGAAGGAAUCAUGGCGCCCCGUCUCUUCGCCUGCUUCGGCUCGUCCUUGAGGAGAGAGAAGCACGCGACCGUGGACGUGUCGACCGAGGAGCAGAGGAGGGGAGGCACCGUGCUGGUGGAGCUGUUCUCGUCGCAGGGCUGCGCCACCUCGCCGGAGGCGGAGAUGCUGAUAUCGAGGCUCGGGAGAGGGGACUUCGAGCUGGAGGCGCCGGUGAUCGUGCUGGCCCACCACGUGGAUUACUGGGACUACGUGGGUUGGAAGGACCCGUUCGGGUCCAGCCAGAGCACGGUCCGGCAGAAGGCGUACGUGGAGGCGCUGCGGCUGGAUACGAUGUUCACGCCGCAGGUGGUGGUCCAGGGGCGGGCACAGUGCAUGGGGACGGAUCAGGAGGGUUUGCUCUCCGCCAUCACCUCCGCACCUCGAUUCCCUGCUCCCACGUUUCAGGCAACGUUCCAGAGGCCAUCGCCGGAGACCUUGCAAGUCUCCCUUUCCGGAGCACUGAGGAGCAAAGUGGACGGCGACGGUGUGAACGUCAUGGUGGCGCUCUACGAGAGCGGGCUGGUCACAGACAUCACCAAGGGCGAGAACAAGGACCGAGUCCUCUCAAACGACUUUGUCGUCCGGAGGCUGGAGAAGCUCUGCUCCGUCAAGGACGUGUCGGCGAAGAAGACGGUCUCCGGGACCGUGAGUUUCCCUUUGUGGGAGGGCUUCAACGGCAGCAAGUGCGGCAUCGCGGUCUUCCUCCAGAAUAGUGGUCAUCAGAUUUUUGGGUCGCAGAAUAUUUCGUUCCCGCCCAAUGUAUGAGAGAGAGAGAUAUUGGAUCGGUCGUUCGUUUGUCAUUUUUUUGGUUCUUUGAAUGUGUUUUACGCAGUCUCCGACCGGCCAUGAUCCGGACCAUUAUGUACAGAAUGUGUUUCUGGUUUUCUAGCGCACUCUC
Rhodamnia argentea is the source of this 1167-nucleotide messenger RNA. RefSeq lists its product as uncharacterized. The record is from RefSeq and is a predicted model, not a curated record. NCBI's taxonomy places the organism in Eukaryota, Viridiplantae, Streptophyta, Magnoliopsida, Myrtales, Myrtaceae. The transcript is spliced from 2 exons. The coding region runs from base 240 to 1034 and encodes 264 amino acids.